CCGUACUUAAUCAAAAACAUUUUCAAUCAGCUAACAUAGUUAAAACACAUUUCAGUAAAAUUUGUAAAUUUGUAUAUAUUUAAGAGCAGAUGUCGGCCAUUAGGUAUCGUCCCUUCUAUGGCCGCAGCAUCGCCUACACCGAGGACAACAUUGAGGUAAAGAAACUGUUUUUGCACGGUCUGCCAAUCGAGAUGGAAUCGGACGUGUUGUCGAAAUACUUCAGCAGCUUUGGCAAAGUGCUGCACAUGGAGUUGACAGAGAAGGCGAGUGACAACAGAUUCAAACAUGGCCACGUCCUGUACGAAAGCUCGCGCGAUGCAGCCGAUGUGCUGCAGAAGGAGAGGCAUUUGAUAGAUGAACAGCUGGUUAAGGUGGCGGCGUUUUAUAGCUGGGGUCAGCCGGGGUCGGUUGAGCGCUGUGGGUCCAUUUGCCAAAUGUCGCCUAUAAUGAGGCUUAAUGAUGAUUGCCUGCUCUGCAUAUACCGUUAUCUAACGCUUGUGGAGCAAUUGAGCCUGGCACGCGUCCUGAAGCGUUGCCCGCCCCUUUAUAGCUCCAUAAAUCUGGGCAUCUUCAAGGGGCUCAGCCUGUGGGAUAUUCGUGAUUUUCUCCAGCUAUUCGGGCAGCAUCUGAGCCAAGUUGUUGGCCAAAUACCUCGUAAUCAUCACCAGCGGCUGAUUGAAUACGUGGCCAGCCACUGUCAACGACUUAAGGUGCUGCGCAUUAGAUAUAGUCCUUUAUCGUUGCGUAAUAUGUUUAAGCUCUUUGCUCAACUUCAUCAGCUCGAGGACUUGGAGCUCUCGAACUGUGAUCUCAAGGAUGAUUACCUGCUGGCAUUGAGUCAUCUGGGUAAGCUCAAGAAACUGAAUCUCUGCUAUAAUGACAUGCUCACUGGCCAGCAGAUGGAUAAGCUGCCCAAGUCUAUAGUAUCAUUGGAUCUGUUAUAUUGCUUCGAUAUGCAGUUUACGCUCCUGCCAAACAUCUGCAGCCGCUUGCCCAGACUCAAAGAGCUGAGCGUAAAGGCUGUGCACACAGAGCAAACGGAUGUAUUUCGGGAGUUGGUCGACGACCAUUGCUGCGACAGUCUGGAGAGACUCACACUGAAGACGCUCAGCUAUCAGGAGCAACCCCUUCAUCUGGAGUACCUGGCCAAGCUGCCCGAGCUGAGGCAGUUGAUCAUGCACGAUAGCCCGCCCAGCUUUAAGCUGCUGCAGUGGCUGGUGGCCUUCAAGUCGGAUCAGUUAACACAGCUGGAGAGCAAUUCACGCAUCUCACUAGAUGCCAAACACCUCGAGCUGAUUGCUCAGCUGAAGGCAUUGCGCAUUCUGUCGCUGCCCCAUCACAAUCAGAUCGACAAUAUUGUCAUGGCCAAGCUGUGCAGUCUGCAAGACUUGGAACACAUCUCGUUGCAGUCGUGCAAGCAAGUCACAGAGCAAGCGAUUCUGCGUCUGCUGCUGAGCUGCAAGCGGCUGCACGUGCUGCAUCUGGAGCGCUGCGUCCUGCUUUCUGGCCAGCUCAUCUAUAGCGUUAUUGGCGUGCUGCGUGAAGAGCUGCGCAGCGGACUGCAUCAGCGACAAUUGCCAGUCGAGUUGUUCUUCUAUGGUGUGAAAUUUAAUGAGUUUGUGCUUCAGCAUCUCGAUUCGACUGCUAAGGAUGUGGUGCAUGUGGAGCUGACUCUUUCUCCAAAUUGGGCCUAAGCUAAUACUCUCCUGAGCUGUUUAACAGGAU
Molecule: messenger RNA, 1725 nt
Organism: Drosophila hydei
Lineage: Eukaryota; Metazoa; Arthropoda; Insecta; Diptera; Drosophilidae
Exons: 2
Coding region: 90-1694 (534 amino acids)
Molecular function (GO): RNA binding
Source: RefSeq, a predicted model, not a curated record